Molecule: messenger RNA, 3870 nt
Organism: Patiria miniata (bat star)
Lineage: Eukaryota; Metazoa; Echinodermata; Asteroidea; Valvatida; Asterinidae
Product: fibroblast growth factor receptor 3-like
Exons: 16
Coding region: 1-2127 (708 amino acids)
Biological process (GO): protein phosphorylation; positive regulation of kinase activity; cell surface receptor protein tyrosine kinase signaling pathway
Cellular component (GO): signaling receptor complex
Molecular function (GO): ATP binding; transmembrane receptor protein tyrosine kinase activity; calcium ion binding
Source: RefSeq, a predicted model, not a curated record
AUGAUGAUCCGCAUCCUUGGUUAUCGUUUCAUCGGGGCGAUAGUGCGAGCUGGACUGAGCCCUAACUUCACCGAGAACCUGCCGUGCGGCUUACCGGCUACCAGCGAACAGUCUAAGGAUGGAGCCGAGAUCACGUUCCUGUGCGAGCCACCGCAGACGGCCAGAUACGUCAGUGUGGACAUCGAUACUUCCAUGCCCGGUGUAGACGCGGAUCAGGCAUAUCUGCAACUUGCCGAGGUGGCGGUGGAAAACGUCACGUCUGGAGAGGGUGCUGAUGUUAAUGAUCCGCAUCCUUGGUGGCUGCUUGACCUAGGUAGCAAACACUGCUUGGGUAGAAUCAACGUCACUCUCCGAAAAGAUUACGGUGGUUUUCGUUUCGUCGGGGCGAUAGCGCGCGUUGGACUGAGCUCCAACUUCACCGAGAACCUGCCGUGCGGCUCACCGGCUACCAGCGAACAGUCUAAGAAGGGGGCCGAGAUCCCGUUCUUGUGCGAGCCACCGCAGACGGCUAAGUACGUCAGUGUGGACAUCGAUACUUCAAUGCCCGGUGUAAAUCCGGUAGAGGCAAUUCUGCAACUUGCCGAGGUGGCGGUGGAAGAGUACACGUCUGGAGAGUGUGCUGAGUAUGUUUGUAUCAACCUAAACCCUUGCCGCAAUGGCGGCACAUGUAUCCCAGAUACCGCCGGUAAUUUCUAUAACUGUUCCUGCCCCGCCGGGUUUAGUGGAGAGGAUUGCCAAAAUGAUGUUUGUAGCAACCCAAACCCCUGCCGCAAUGGAGGCACAUGUAUCCCAGAUACCAUCGGUAAUUUCUAUAACUGUUCCUGCCCCGCCGGGUUUAGUGGAGGGGAUUGCCAAAAUUCAGCCGAAGACCCUUGCAUACCUAAUCCCUGUAUGUGCGAAAACGGGACCAGCGGCAACAACUGUCAGAACGCCAAUUCAAACACCAUGCCAAUCAUUAUUGUCGUUGUCAUUGUCGUCGUCUUCCUGAUUGUCGGACUGGUCAUUGUCAUGGUUUCCCUCUUCAAAAGGUCACGGCGCAAGCGCAGAGGUGGCCGGCCGUCUGCUGUCGAUAGUGGGCGUGGACAAGAGCUGAUUGAAAAUAAAAAGUCGAAUGUUUAUUGGAUUGACACUCUUCAAGCAUCGACCUCGGAGUUCAGUGGACCAGCCAAGGAGUUCCCGCGGGACAAACUGCACAUCCUCGGCCAGUUAGGCAGCGGCUCGUUUGCUGUGGUCUACAAGGCCGAGGCAGAGGGAAUCAUCCGUAGGGGAACCAAUACGACGGUGGCUGUCAAGAUGUUGAAAGAGUCUGCUACACCCAACGAUCAGAGUGAUUUCAAGAAAGAGUUGCAAGUGUAUUCCAUGAUGGACCAGCACCUCAAUGUCCUGUCUAUGCUCGGAUACUGCACUGAAAAAGACCCAAUGUACAUAAUCCUGGAGUACGUUCCCCAUGGAGACCUGCAGACCUACCUGCGACACAUUCGGACGGGCACCGAACCCUUUUACAUGAAGAAGGAAGAGUUCAAGGAGAAGAAGGACCUGACACCGACUGAGAUCCUGACUUUCGCAUCUCAGGUGGUCAGGGGGAUGGAGUACCUAGCAUCAAAACAGUGUAUCCACAAGGACUUGGCAACCCGUAACAUCCUCCUUGGCGAGGGAUUGAUAUGCAAGGUGUCCGACUUUGGACUGGCUCGAGAAGUGGCUGAGAAAAGCCAAUACGAAAUGAAAUCACAGGGCAAGGUACCAGUUCGUUGGAUGGCUCCUGAGUCACUGCUUAGUAAUAUGUACACGAGCAAGAGUGACGUAUGGUCAUUUGGUGUUCUUCUGUGGGAACUCGUUACGUUAGGAUCGCAUCCAUACCCUGGCAUGUCAUCGCAGAAGGUAAUCGAUGAAAUAAAGCAGGGCUACCGACUACCCAAACCAGAGCAUUGUAGCGACAACAUAUACCAGAUAAUGAAGGACUGCUGGCAGGAGAAACCUGAAGACAGGCCGGAUUUCGCUGGUCUUCACACCACCAUAGACGACAUCCUUGCAGAUGCAGCGGGCUAUCUCGAGAUGGGAAAUGUCAACCUAGAUGAUUACAUGUACCUGAAACCUGGCCAAGGUUCGAGCAGCAUGGAAACAGGCUGAGAAAUCGCGCACAUGCAUUCACUACAAGCGUCACAUCACAGCGGCGUAAAACUUAGAAAAAGAUCGCUGGUUCAGUAUGAAUUGCCGUAGGGCAAGUUCGAACGAGAAUUUUCGUUUACCAUUGUUCAACUGUCUUUAUCAGAUGUAGCCUAGGCCUGGAAUCGUUGAAAUACUAGAGCUUUUGACAACCUAUCCCCGUAGCUGAUUCUCGCGCUAGUUCUGAUUUCUACGCUAUAGUACAUAUAGGUCGACAUCUGUAAAGUUGUAGGACCGUCAGUCGUCAUAAUUUUGCAGAGUGUAUUAGGUGAUUAAUAAACUCCAGGAAACACUUUGUAGGACGGGAAAAGCUCAUUGAAUGGUUCUUCUUAGCAGAGCACGAGUAAUUUACAUUAACUUUGAAAUGCUUACCUUUCCUUGGUAAUCAUUUUUUACCAAGGAAUAAAUGCGUGGUGGGCCGGUAUAAACACUUUUUUUCAAGCCCGGUUGGAGUCUGGAUGUUGAGUUUUGUCCGAACAUUGUUUUAAUUCUUGACACAAUUGACGGUAACUGCUUGGUAAUUGAGUGGCUGCAUUGUGCAGGUGGACGUAUGCAACAUAUAGUUAAGGUAUUAAAAUGCCUAAAUCUACGUUCAUUGACUGAAUGCAUUUUAGAAUAUUUUAGGGCACUAUUUAUAACUUGACUGUUUGUUUUUUGUUAAAUUAGCAUUCUAAUACAUGUGCAUAAUUAUGUACACAUCAGUGUCAAUAUUUUGAUUGGCUUUAAAGUACAUGUAGUUGUACCCGUUACUCUUGAAGUAUGUCAAUGAGACAUUUACAAUUAGAUACAGAUGUUCUUUAAAAAAAACUUUUGUUUUAUUAUGGAUUAAUAAUUAAUGGUAAGCCAAUUUAAUAAACUACGUUUAGGUGAAAAGAAAAUACUUCAAUUGCUCAAUCCGCUUAAAUUAUCCGUCAUUUAAACGAAAGGACACUAAAAUCAGUUUCGUCCGAAAAAGAAAGUUACGGAGAAUACUUGUUUCAGCAACUGUAAUACACAAUAUCUUUAUUAACAACCCUGUUUUGGCUAAAAACAAAGGAUUUAUAACAUCCACUUUAAUGUAAAGCCGGGCCUUCAAAAAGACAUUCUUGAAUAUUUGUAACUUUUAAACUGAGGUUUUAUCGCUGGUGAUAUGUUUGAGGACAAUUGUAAGGACAUCGACCGAGGCCAAACCAUGGAGGCGACACUGGCCUCUUCCCUUGGCGUAGUCGAAGAAAACGCACUCAGCCUCUUUGGUUCAGUAGCUGGCGCAAUGCGAGCGCGAUUUAACCAUCUUGGUCGCCAGGGGCUCCGAGUUGCCGAUCAAUGCUCCCUGGUGCGUCUUUGUGAAGAUUGCUGACUUGGUUUUAAAUGCAUUACCGUAAUUACCAGGAUCUAAAAAGGGGGAUGAAGGGUAAAUUUGAUCAAAGACAGGUUAAAUGACAGAGACUUUGCCAAAUAAAUCAGCAUCGGGGACCAUCUGUGUAAAAACGAUGAACAGCACGCAUGGACCAGCGAAAAGUCCAUACGUCCAGAUAACUACAAGUCGUUUGAUAAACCAGAGCCCUCGGCUGCCCGGUGUCCGCCUGAUAGUCUGACGGUUCGAUAGAAGGUUCUUUCGUCCGAAGGUUCGAUAGUCCGUACUUACCCGAAACCACUUGUGGGGUACCUGUCCUUUGUUCGAGGUACCCCUCAAAUAAAACCUUUAGAAACAAGGGUACCCCGCAACGA